AACUGUGUCUUCACAAACACCGCAACCUGUCAGAGGAAUCGCCGAAAGUGUAGCAGCUGCAGGUUGCAGUAAUGGACUCCCUCUCAGUAGCCAACGGCAGCUUUCUUCUAGAUCUUUACAAAAAGCUGAUCCAAACAUCUGAAGGCAAUAUUUUCUUUUCUCCUUGGAGCAUCACAUCUGUUCUAGCCAUGGUCCACAUGGGAGCAAGAGGUAGAACUGCCAGCCAGAUGGCAGAGGUGCUUCGUUUCAAUGCAUCACCAGAGGAGUCUGAAAGGUCUUCACAGGAACCAGGACUCAGUAAAGAUGAAACCACCAACAGUCAAUUCCAGGAACUGAUUUCUAAAAUCAACCAACCCAAGAACACCUACCUGCUGAAAACUGCCAAUAGAGUAUAUGGAGAAAAGACUUUCGAUUUUAACAGCGAAUACCUUCAGCUCACUAAGAAGUAUUAUCAUGCAGAACUACAACCGGUUGAUUUUUUGAAUGCUGCAGAACAAGUCAGAGAACAGAUCAACGUUUGGGUUGAAAAACAAACUAACAACAAAAUCAAGAAUCUCUUGCCUAAAGAUUCAGUUGGUGCUCAGACAGCACUGGUCAUAGUAAAUGCCAUUUACUUCAAAGGAAAGUGGGAUCAAAGAUUUGAGAAAGCAAAUACUACUGAGAAGCCUUUCAGACUGAGUAAGACCCAGUCAAAGCCUGUACAAAUGAUGUUUCUAAAGGGAACAUUUCCAACCUUCUACAUUGAUAUCCUGAGGGUUCGUAUUCUUGAGCUCCCAUAUGAGAACAAUGACGUCAGCAUGUUCAUCAUGCUUCCAAAAGACAUCGAAGAUGAGUCUACUGGUCUGGAAUUGCUGGAAAAAGAACUAACAUAUGAGAGAUUGUCGAUAUGGACGAGUCCGGAAAUGAUGCAGAAAAGGAAGGUGGAGCUUCACUUGCCAAGGAUCAAACUGGAAGAGAGUUUCGACCUCAAGUCCACCCUAAGCAGUAUGGGGAUGAAGGAUGCUUUCAUUCCAGCCCAAGCUAACUUCUCAGGAAUGUCAAAAAAAGGCGACUUGUUUUUGUCAGAAGUGUAUCACAAGUCCUUUCUGGAGAUCAAUGAAGAGGGCACCGAGGCAGCAGCUGCCUCAGCAGCCACCGUUGUAAUAAGGUCAUCUCAGCAGCCCAUAAAAAUUGAAGCAAACCAUCCUUUUAUCUUCCUUAUCUGGCACAAGGCAACAAAAACCACCCUCUUCUUUGGCAGAUUCUCUGCUCCAUAGAAUGGGGUUGCCAAUGUAAUGAACCCACCAGUACCUCCCGUGGUAAACACACCCUCAAAAAUAAAAAAUGUGCAAGAGAACUUCCUGCACUUCCUGCUAAGUUAAUGUUGACAGUGGUUUUGCCUCUCUUUCUCUCCUCUGCCAACAGUCAUUUUGUGUUAUGCCACACACCCCACGGCAGCCAUUUUGUGACUGGCACCCACAGCAGUUUCUCAAAAUUCCAAAUGUCCUCAUUGGUCCAAAAAGGUUGGCAAUCUGAGUAUAAAUGCUUAGGAGCAGGCUGGAAUGCCAUAGGCCUCACAUUUAGGCCUAAUGCUGUUUUAGACAUAACCUAUAUAAGCUUUUCUGCCUUCCGUCGCCCAAAUCUGUCUCUGUACACGACAAGUGUGCAGCAUCACAUUCUUAAUUCUUCUCUGAAUGCCGGUCAUCGUUGUCUGUAAGACAUGCAUUUUAAAGCAAUAAAUUUAUUUUUGAAAAUUACCGUACUUUCCCAUGUAUUAG
Molecule: messenger RNA, 1757 nt
Organism: Zootoca vivipara (common lizard)
Lineage: Eukaryota; Metazoa; Chordata; Lepidosauria; Squamata; Lacertidae
Product: serpin B10-like
Biological process (GO): negative regulation of endopeptidase activity
Molecular function (GO): serine-type endopeptidase inhibitor activity
Source: RefSeq, a predicted model, not a curated record